Pestalotiopsis fici W106-1 is the source of this 240-nucleotide messenger RNA. RefSeq lists its product as uncharacterized. The transcript has a single exon. Bases 1 to 240 code for a protein of 79 amino acids. Lineage: Eukaryota; Fungi; Ascomycota; Sordariomycetes; Amphisphaeriales; Sporocadaceae. The record is from RefSeq and is a predicted model, not a curated record.
AUGUCCGCCACUCUCGGUCGCUCCUACAACGGGAGUGCUGAGAAUCCGAGAAUAAAUACUACUGGACCCAGUGUCCACGAAGUCCAGGGCGAGGGUAACCGAUAUGUCGAAUUAUCAGACUUCCCUCUCGCAGCGGGAAAGACUAUCGAUUCGAGAGGCCCUAACUACCGAAGCAGCGGCAAUAUGUCGCCUUAUAUUGCUGGCAGUAUAAAUGAGCGCGCCGAAAAGCAUAAACAUUAG